GCAGAACUCCAAGUCAAAUAUGUCAUCAUGAAGUAAGUGUAAUAUAUCCUUUUUCUUCGUUUCUCUGAAGCCCCAGCCAACUUUUCUUUCGCAUUCACCAGAGUAUCCACUUUAUCACUCACAGCAUGUCUUGGGCACAAAGAGAAAUUCGCUUAAAAGAACGUAGAAGAGGCUGUCAUCUGAUUCAUAAUGAAAUUGUCGGUCAGUUACCGGAAUUAAAGUCCUUCAAAGUUGGUAUGGCCAACUUUUUCUUACAACACACGUCAGCUUCACUUAUGGUCAACGAGAAUGCAGAUCCUGACGUUCAAAAAGAUAUGGAGAUGGGAUUAAACAGGAUUGUCCCUGAAAGCUUUCCUUAUAUCCAUACAGAUGAAGGACCUGAUGAUAUGCCUGGUCACUUGAAGUCCGGUAUUGUAGGUGUCUCUUUGAAUAUUCCUAUCACGAAUGGUAAACUAAAUCUGGGAACGUGGCAAGGUAUUUACCUCUGUGAGCAUCGUAAUCACGGUGGUUCACGACGCGUUGUAGUCACUAUGCAAGGGCAGAAAUAAAAUUCUAUGAGUAGGAAGGAAAAAAUGAUGGUUAUUGUAGCAUAUAAAUAUCGAGUUUUUCUACGUAUGCGCAG
Molecule: messenger RNA, 622 nt
Organism: Mycotypha africana
Lineage: Eukaryota; Fungi; Mucoromycota; Mucoromycetes; Mucorales; Mycotyphaceae
Exons: 5
Coding region: 126-548 (140 amino acids)
Source: RefSeq, a predicted model, not a curated record